Molecule: messenger RNA, 1871 nt
Organism: Elaeis guineensis (African oil palm)
Lineage: Eukaryota; Viridiplantae; Streptophyta; Magnoliopsida; Arecales; Arecaceae
Product: cytochrome P450 94B3
Molecular function (GO): oxidoreductase activity, acting on paired donors, with incorporation or reduction of molecular oxygen; monooxygenase activity; iron ion binding
Source: RefSeq, a predicted model, not a curated record
UCAGCUCAACACCUGAAACCCUUCCCUCCCAGCCCUCCAACUCUUCAAAAUUAACCACCCUUCCUUCUUCUUUCUUCGUCAGUAUGGCCUCUUCCUUCUCUGUCCAUACUUUUUUCCUCCUUCCAUUCCUUCUACUGUUCUUCUGCUUCUUCUUUUUCUUAAUUUUGCGCCAAUUCCUUGUAAGGUUCAUCUUGUCAGGUGAUCGUUCGACUUGCUAUCGUCCAAAAAUGCACCCAUUCAUUGGAUGUUUGAUCUCCUUCUACAAAAACCAACACCGCCUGCUGGAUUGGUACACCGAGCUCCUCACGGCAUCGCCGACCCAGACGAUCGUGCUGGAGAGACUCGGAGCUCGGCGCAACGUCGUCACGGCGAACCCCGACAACGUUGAGUACAUGCUUAAGACCAACUUCGAUAAUUAUCCCAAGGGCAAGCCGUUCACCGACAUCCUCGGCGACCUCCUCGGUUGCGGCAUCUUCAACGCCGACGGCGAGCUCUGGCACACGCAGCGCAAGCUCGCUAGCCAUGAAUUCAGCACCAGAUCCCUCCGUGAGUUCGUCGUCAAAACUCUCGACAACGAGACCAAUCACCGGCUACUGCCGAUCCUCUCGUCGGCGUGCGCCGACCGCCGGACGGUCGACAUGCAGGACUUGCUCCGCCGGUUCGCAUUCGAUACCAUAUGGAAAGUCACACUUGGGACCGAUCCAGGCUUCCUCGAUCCCUCUCUGCCCAUGUCCGACCUCGCCGCCGCCUUCGAGGUUGCCUCCGGCAUAAGUGCUCGCCGGGGGGCCGCCCUGGUCUCGGCGGUGUGGAAGGUCAAGCGAGCAUUCGGUGUCGGCUCCGAAGGCCGGCUUCGAGCUUCCGUCAAGCUUAUACAUGAGUCGGUAAUGGCGAUAAUUCGACGAAGAAAGGAAGAGGCCGCCGGUGACAAGAGGCCGGAGAGCAGCGACCUCUUGUCAAGGCUGAUAUCUGGUGGUCAUAGCGAUGAAGUGAUCCGCGACAUGGUCAUCAGCUUCGUGAUGGCCGGGAGGGACACGACGUCGGCCGCACUCACAUGGUUCUUCUGGCUGAUGUCGUGCCACCCGGAGAUCGAACGAGAGGUGAUCAAAGAAGUAAAGAAUAUCCACAAAAGUAGAGAAUUAGAUCGCUAUCAGGAGCUGAAGGAGAUGAAAUUCUUGGAAGCUUGCUUGUGUGAGAGUAUGAGGUUGUAUCCGCCGGUGGCGUGGGACUCGAAGCAUGCGGCGAGCAACGACAUGCUGCCAGACGGGACGGAGGUGAGGAGGGGCGAUAGAGUGACGUACUUCCCUUAUGGGAUGGGAAGGAUGGAGAGAUUGUGGGGGAAGGAGUGGAAGGAGUUCGAGCCGAGGCGGUGGAUGGCGGCGGAGGGAAGGGAAGUGGCGAGGGUGUCGGCGUACAAGUUUGCGGUGUUUCAAGGUGGGCCGAGGGUGUGCUUGGGGAAGGAGAUGGCGUUUGUUCAGAUGAAGUACGUCGCGGCGGCGGUGCUCCGCCGUUUUGAGCUGAGGAGGGCGGGCGGGGAGCGGCGGCCGCCGGUGUUGGUGCCGCUGAUGACGGCCCACAUGGCUGGUGGAUUAAAAAUGGUGGUGGGGGGGAGAAGGGAGGUGGAUUGAUUCUAUUGGUUGCUUGAGUGCAGGAGGUUGUGACAAAGAUUGGAAUGAAUACUUCUAGCUAAUGUGAUAACUAGCUUUUUUUUUUUUUUUUGGCAUCUCAUGGACCCUAUUAUCAUAUUUGUUGUUGGUGUUGCUGCUUUUUCCCUUUUUGGUUAGAGUUUUUUUUUUGUAAAAAAAAUGGAGGUUGGGUGGAGCCAAGUAAAUAAAUGAUAUAUAUUGAUAAUAUAGUACACUUCAUAUACUUAA